AUGCCCAAACCGAUGUGUGUGCCUCUCCAACUCCCGGAAGCAUUUGCUCAAAUACCGCACUACAAGAUCCUCUACCCCAUUUCAUCUCCCAUCCACCCAUUACCCUCAAUCGUACCAGCAAGCGUCUCCCCGCACCAACCCCUCAUCUCCGUUCACGCCAAACGGGAAGACCACUCCUCACCAUUAGCCUGCGCUGGCAACAAAUACCGCAAAUUAGAAUAUAUAGUUCCCGAUAUUCUCUCAGAUACACCAAUUUACCACUACCAUGAAAAUAACCCAACUCCACCAGGCCCCCUGACAGGCCCAGCAACAACGCUCGUAACAGAGGGCGCAAUUCAGAGCAACCACACCGUGCAAGUAGCCGCUCUAGCCUGUAAACUCGGCCUGAAGGCUUUAAUCCUGCUGCACCGUGGUACGGGCGGCGGUCUCCGCGCAGCACAGGAUAAAGAGGCCUUCCAACGCAGCGGGAAUGUUCAAAUCAACCAUAUUCUCGGUGCUGAAGUGCGUGUCUGUGAGGAAGGGGAUCCGCUAGCGUGCGAUGCAACACCCCUACUUGAUCAGUUGAAAGCUAGUGGCGAGAAUCCUUACUGGAUUCCCGGUGGUGCGAGCUUACAUCCGCUGGGUGGAUUGGGGUAUGCGAGGGCUGCGUUCGAGAUUGCUGCGCAGGAGGAGGAGAUGGAGCUUGGUGGAUCGGGGCAGUUUGAUUAUGUGUUUGUUGCGUGUGGGAGUGGGAGUACGGUUGGUGGGCUAGUGGCUGGUUUUAAGAUGCUUGAAAGGAUGGAUGGGAAGACGAGGAAGGUGAUUGGUGUUCUUAAUUCACCGACUCAGCCACAGGAUUAUCAUGAGGAGCGGGUGCUCAAUUUUGCGAAGAGAGCCGCAGUUUUGAUCGGACUGGAUGCUUGGGACAUUAGCAUUAAGGAUGUGCGGCUUGAUGAUCGGUUUGUUGGGAGUGCGUAUGGCGUACUUGAUGAUCAGAGUAAAGAGACUUUGGAGAUCAUGGCACGGACGGAGGGCAUGGUCUUAGACCCUGUUUAUACGGCUAAGGUUGCGAGGGGAAUGAUGCAUUGGGUGAAAGAGGGCGAAUUUUCGAGUUCGGGGCUAAAUGAGAUCAAUGUGCUUUUCAUUCAUACGGGAGGACAGGCUGCUCUGGGAGCUUAUGCAGAUGUCAUUUGA
Molecule: messenger RNA, 1173 nt
Organism: Penicillium soppii
Lineage: Eukaryota; Fungi; Ascomycota; Eurotiomycetes; Eurotiales; Aspergillaceae
Product: 1-aminocyclopropane-1-carboxylate deaminase/D-cysteine desulfhydrase
Exons: 1
Coding region: 1-1173 (390 amino acids)
Molecular function (GO): D-cysteine desulfhydrase activity
Source: RefSeq, a predicted model, not a curated record